Messenger RNA from Malurus melanocephalus (red-backed fairy wren), 2817 nucleotides. It is a transcript of the gene TRPC7, whose product is annotated as transient receptor potential cation channel subfamily C member 7. The record is from RefSeq and is a predicted model, not a curated record. Gene Ontology annotation, molecular function: protein binding; inositol 1,4,5 trisphosphate binding; store-operated calcium channel activity. The transcript is spliced from 11 exons. NCBI's taxonomy places the organism in Eukaryota, Metazoa, Chordata, Aves, Passeriformes, Maluridae. Gene Ontology annotation, cellular component: membrane; cation channel complex. Gene Ontology annotation, biological process: manganese ion transport; regulation of cytosolic calcium ion concentration; calcium ion transmembrane transport. The coding region runs from base 10 to 2577 and encodes 855 amino acids.
UCUAAAGACAUGCAUCGGAGGCACGCCACCCUUCGGGAGAAGGGCCGGCGGCAGGCCAUCCGGGGCCCUGCCUACAUGUUCAACGAGAAAGGCACCAGCCUCACCGCAGAGGAGGAACAUUUCCUCGAUUCUGCGGAAUAUGGCAACAUCCCYGUUGUGCGAAAAAUGCUGGAGGAGUCCAAAACCUUGAACUUCAACUGCGUCGAUUACAUGGGACAGAACGCCCUCCAGCUGGCGGUGGGGAACGAGCACCUGGAAGUGACGGAGCUGCUCCUCAAGAAGGAGAACCUGGCUCGGGUCGGGGAUGCCCUUUUGUUGGCCAUCAGUAAAGGAUAYGUGCGCAUCGUGGAAGCGAUAUUGAACCACCCCGCCUUCGCGCAAGGACAGCGCCUCACGCUCAGCCCCCUCGAGCAGGAGCUGAGGGAUGACGAUUUUUAUGCUUAUGAUGAGGAUGGAACUCGGUUCUCCCAUGACAUUACCCCCAUCAUACUUGCUGCCCACUGCCAGGAGUAUGAAAUUGUUCACAUCUUGCUACUAAAAGGCGCACGGAUUGAAAGGCCUCAUGACUAUUUUUGCAAGUGCAAUGAAUGUAUUGAAAAGCAGAGGAAAGACUCCUUUAGUCACUCUCGCUCGAGAAUGAAUGCCUACAAAGGAUUAGCCAGUGCUGCUUAUUUGUCUCUGUCCAGUGAAGACCCUGUCCUUACUGCUCUAGAGCUAAGCAAUGAACUGGCCAGACUAGCCAACAUUGAAACUGAAUUUAAGAACGACUAUCGGAAGUUAUCUAUGCAAUGCAAGGACUUUGUGGUGGGGGUGCUGGACCUGUGCAGAGACACUGAGGAAGUGGAGGCCAUUCUGAACGGAGAUGUGAACAUCCAUUUGUGCCCUGAGCACCACCGRCCCAGCCUGAGCAGGAUUAAACUCGCUAUUAAAUACGAGGUCAAAAAGUUCGUCGCUCACCCCAACUGCCAGCAGCAAUUGCUCACCAUGUGGUACGAAAACCUCUCAGGCCUACGGCAGCAAUCCAUAGCUGUGAAGUUCCUGGCUGUCUUUGGGGUCUCCAUUGGCCUGCCCUUCCUGGCCAUUGCCUACUGGAUUGCUCCCUGCAGCAAGCUGGGACGGACCCUUCGAAGUCCUUUCAUGAAGUUUGUGGCUCAUGCAGUUUCUUUCACAAUCUUCCUUGGACUGUUGGUAGUGAACGCUUCGGAUCGGUUUGAAGGGGUCAAAAAUCUCCCCAAUGAGACCAUCACGGAUCAUCCAAAACAAAUAUUCAGAGUCAAAACAACUCAGUUCUCAUGGACAGAACUGCUGAUCAUGAAGUGGGUGUUGGGUAUGAUAUGGUCAGAGUGCAAGGAGAUCUGGGAGGAGGGUCCACGUGAAUAUGUGGUGCAUCUCUGGAACCUGCUGGACUUUGGGAUGCUGUCCAUCUUYGUGGCUUCAUUCACUGCCAGGUUCAUGGCUUUUCUCAAAGCAUCUGAGGCACAACAGUAUGUAGAUCAGUACGUUCAGGAUGAUGACCUCAAUAAUGUCACCCUUCCCCCUGAAGUUGCUUACUUUACCUAUGCCAGGAACAAGUGGCUCCCCUCGGAUCCUCAGAUCAUUUCAGAAGGCCUGUAUGCCAUAGCUGUGGUACUCAGCUUCUCCCGCAUUGCUUACAUUCUUCCAGCCAACGAAAGCUUCGGCCCCCUGCAGAUCUCCCUGGGCAGGACUGUGAAGGAUAUCUUCAAGUUCAUGGUCAUCUUCAUCAUGGUGUUCCUAGCCUUCAUGAUUGGGAUGUUCAACCUCUACUCUUACUACCUUGGUGCAAAGUACAACCCCGCGUUUACAACGGUAGAAGAAAGUUUUAAAACCUUAUUCUGGUCAAUAUUUGGCUUAUCUGAAGUGAUAUCUGUGGUGCUGAAGUAUGACCAUAAAUUCAUUGAGAAUAUUGGAUAUGUACUCUAUGGAGUAUAUAACGUGACUAUGGUGGUUGUGCUGCUCAAUAUGCUAAUAGCCAUGAUCAACAACUCCUAUCAGGAAAUUGAGGAGGAUGCAGAUGUGGAGUGGAAGUUUGCACGUGCCAAGCUCUGGCUAUCCUACUUUGAUGAAGGAAGGACUUUACCUGCUCCUUUUAAUCUAGUGCCAAGCCCUAAAUCAUUUUAUUAUCUCAUACUGAGAAUAAAAAUGUGCCUCAUAAAACUCUGCAAAUCUAAGGCCAAAAACUGUGAAAAUGACCUUGAGAUGGGGAUGCUGAAUUCCAAAAAACGGAAGAUCAUGAAGCGUCUGAUCAAGCGCUACGUGCUGAAGGCUCAGGUGGACCGAGAAAACGAUGAGGUCAAUGAAGGAGAACUUAAAGAAAUCAAACAAGAUAUUUCCAGUCUCCGCUAUGAACUCUUAGAGGAGAAGUCCCAAGCUACUGGUGAGCUGGCGAAACUAAUACAGCAGCUGAGUGACAAGCUUCAAUUGAACAUUCUGACCAAAAAAAAAGAAAAAAAGAGAAAAAGCAAAUAUAGGAAAAAUCAUUGUAGAAAUUGUUGUCUUAUGUUUUUGGCUCUUACAAAAGAUGAGAAAGGGAUUCAAACUGUUCUAAGGCUGUGGUAAUAACAAAGAUCACACUUUUACGACAGGAAAGUUGUGAGUCUGUGCAACACAACUGCAAACGUGGAUGGCUUGGGUUUUCAUGGUUGACUAAAUGAUUUCAACUACUUAAAGCACACCYUACUACUUGGGAACCAUGGAACUGGACUGUUUGUUUACAAGAGACAGCUAUAAAAUAAACACAACAUUUGGGUUUCAGCUGAGACAAACAAGCAGAGCCAGAASGGGACCUGUGAUCAGUUC